UAUUCGCCUCGCAUCGUCUGCUAACUAUGGUUGCGCGCCCGCGCCUUCUUUCUGUUAUCUUGUUAGGUGCAUGAGAAAUCGAUCGUAGAAACCCAAACGGGAAAGGUAUUUCUGUAAUGUUAUUGUAAGUAAAAUAUAAGUAAGCAAGUGUCCAUUAACAUGAAGACAUCGAGAGUUUUAGAAAAUUCAUUGUGAUAACUCCAGAUGAUGGUGUCUUCUGAACUAGAGCAAGUGUUUCCCCAUCGUUAUUUGCUAUUAGAGUUGACUACUCACUGCUGUUCCUUUUGUGUUCAUCUGCGAUCAAAGUGCAUCGAAGGACAAAACUACGAUGAUACAUGAGUGAAUGUGGAGCUGCGGUGGAAUGAUAUUGACAGGGGAAAACCGAAGAACUCUGAGAAAAACCUGUCACAGGGUCACUUUGUCGACCACAAAUCCCACAUGGACUGCCCUGGGCAUGAAGCCAGGCCUUCAUGGGCUGAUCUCUUGACGCCAAGUGUUCUGCAGCCGCUGACUGGACCAGUAUAACAGUCCUGUCAAGUGUGGCUUUGCAUCGGGUUGUCCCAUCAUGGGUAGUGCUUCCUCUAAAUUCAAGAAAUAUCUCCAACAUGGAGAUGAAUUUGCAGCAAUGCAGGUAUUCCAAAGUUCUCCAGAACUGCGGAAGAACUUGGAUCCUAAUCUCAGUUAUGGAGAUAGCCAUCAUCAUAAUACAGCACUGCAUUAUGCUGCUAGACAUGGCAUGAAACAUCUUCUUAGGACAUUUUUGAAUGACCUGGGUGGUAAUCCAAACAAGAAGAAUGCUUGCAAUGAAACAUCGCUGCACGCAGCAUGCCAGUUGAGUCAGCAGAAGUCUUUCUCAGCUCAGGAGCGACGUGCAGCGUGUGUGGCACUUCUGCUGCAGUGGAGGGGGGUUCCCCUUAACAGUGGGGGGCGGGAACGUGUCGACCUUCAGGCUCAGGACCAGAAAGGCAACACUGCGUUGCAUUGUGCUGCCACAUCAGGCUUGAAGCGCUGCGUGGAACUGCUUCUGAACCACGGUUCUCCUCUCUUCAUCGAGAACCAUGACAAGUUUACACCUUGUGAUAUGGCUAUGCGGAGCAACCACCAUGACAUUGCUCAGCUCCUUGAGUCUAGGAUGGUUUUUGCUGACAGUAGUGACACUAUAAAUGAAGCUGAAUUGUAUGGCCCAGGAGAACAGGAGGAGGUAUACAGUGGGCUGAGAACCCAGGACCUUCAGGAGGCAAAGGAUCAGCUGCUGGUAGAGACAUCAGACAUGCUGCACAUCCCAUUGUUCACUGCAGAGGCUUUGUUACGAGACAAUGAAUGGUCACGAGAAACUCUUCUGGAGAAAUGGAUGAAAGACCCGGUGCAGUGUUGCCAGUUGGCUGGUGUACAACCUCCAACUUCCGCGUUGCAGCAUUGUGGUUCAGAACCAUCAGCUGUUACAAUGGAGUACAAUAAUGCAGAGCCAACUAGUACCAUCCAGCAACAAGGCACGACCAAGUCGUAUGGCGAAAGUAUCUGUGAGAUCUGCAUGCUGGCGAUGCCGUGUUGGGACCGAUCAGUUCUCAUGUCGUGCAAUCACCGAUUCUGCACAUCCUGCUGGGAGAGUUACCUCACAGUCAAGAUUCAAGAUGGAGAUGCUCACCACAUCCUGUGUCCUGCCUAUCAGUGUCAUAUUCUUGUGCCUGUGGAAGUCAUUGAAAAAUUAGUCAGCCCUGAUAUGGCACGCAGAUACCUUCAAUUUGACAUCAAGGCAUUUGUCGAGAGUAACCGCAGCAUCAAGUGGUGCCCCAUGCCGGGUUGUGGCCAUGCUGUGCAUCUGCCUGAGACAGAGCAGACGCAGCCUAGUGACAUCCUGCACAAUAUUCCUUCAGCCAAACCUCCAUUGCUCACAUCUCAUGCAGUUGAUUGUGGAAAUGGGCACUUCUUUUGCUGGGAAUGCCUGGGUGAGGCCCAUGCUCCAUGUGGUUGCAGUCAGUGGCAGCAUUGGCAACAGAAGAUUUCAGAGGUGAAACCAGAAGAAUUGCGUGCCUCUUGCAUCGAAACAGAAGAUGCUGCUAACUGCCUCUGGCUCGUUACCAACUCGAAACCCUGCCCCAACUGCAAAUCACCCAUUCAGAAAAAUGAAGGAUGUAACCACAUGAAGUGUUCAAAGUGCAAAUUUGAAUUCUGUUGGGUGUGCCUUGAGAACUGGAAGAAGCAUAAUUCUGGUACUGGAGGCUAUUUCAGGUGUAACCGUUUUGAGGCAGUUCACAAGGCAGACGAGAAGCAAGGGAUUCUCAUCAGUGAAGCAAUGCUGAGGAAUCAACAGAUGCAAGAGUUAAACCGCUUCCUGCAUUACUACACAAGAUUCCGUAACCAUGAGAACAGUCAGAAGUUGGAAGAGCCGUUGUUGAACAACGUGCGUCAGAAGAUGGAACUCCUUGCAUCUUCACUCGGCAAAGGACAGAAAGGUGAAGAAAUGGGAGAGAAAGAGACCAGAUUUGUGGAGGAUGGCGUGCGAGAAUUGUUAAAGGCGAGAAGAGUUCUUUGUGGCUCGUAUGUGUAUGGAUACUAUCUGGAGGACAAUGGAUACAACAAAACUAUCUUUGAAUUCAUGCAGAACGAACUUGAAGUGAUGACUGAAAGGCUUUCUGAAAUGGUAGCCACACCUUAUAUGCGCUCACCUCGCUCACUUAUCAUCGAGACAACCACAGUGGCGCGGCGGAAGCGUCAUGAGUUUGUUCGUGCCGUAUCUAAAGGACUAAUUCCCCCUGAGACGCCUCCUACACUGCGAAAAGUUCGAAAGAGGAGAUUUCCUGGGCUUAUGGCUAUGGAUCCAGUUGAUGAUGAGCAAAUGUCUCACGCUAUUGCUGCCUCUCUGAAGGAUCUGGAUCCAAACAAUCCGUGGGUUAAAGAUUCUCAUGGCCGUCACACCAACUUGAGUGCCAUAUAUGACUGGCCUGAUUUUGACUCUGAUGAGGAGGAGACUGAAGUUAAUCGUGCCCUAGCAGUGAGCUUGCUUGGGGAAUGUGCUCGGGUGGGAUGCAGUCGUCCAAGAGCACGAAAUCCUCGCACUUCAGCCAUUCAUGAUUACUGCAGUUUGCGAUGUAGCCGUGCUGCAAGACUAGGUACAGAAGAUGAUGUCUACGGUGUGAAUGUAACAGCAGAUUACAACAUGGAUCUAGUAAUAGCAUUGGAGAUGUCAAGGCUUCAGAUGAUAGAAGACGAAAUGAAGAAACGUCAGCGUGCGGAUGAGGAUGCUGCCAGCAAGUCCCAGCAGAUGCCUGAUGACUCAGCAGGGCAGGCUGGCACUAGUGUUGAGUCUAAUAAUGCUCCAGAAGGAGCAGAUGACCAUCAGUUAAAGCUAGCAAUCCAACUUUCUUUACAAGAAACAUCAAAAAGAAUUGCUAAAAGCACAUCUGCGGACCCAUCAAUUGGAGGUGGUAUAUGUGCUGAACAGGAACAUUCAUCAGAUGGAAAUAUAAUUACAGAUGUUGCUCCCAAAACAGAUGAUGAGGAAAAUACAGACAUUGCCUCACUGAUCUAUCAUAAAACCAGUGCUGACUUGACAGUGGAUUACUUCCUCAAGAGUUUAGCCGGGCGCCAAAUUGACCUUAAGAAUCUGGAUCCUGGUUCAAACUUGUUUUCUCCAGAUGGUGGUAGUGAAGGGAGUGAAGUAAUCUGGGGUUGUGGUGUUAGCAAGACCCUUGCUGACAAAGAGUUGUUGAUUGGUUGUGGAUUUAAACCCUGCGUUGCAGAAGAUGGAAGGUUUGAAAUUGGAGAUAUCCAUGAAAAUGGAUGUUUCAAUGAUGUUGAUGAAUAUGAUGAAACAGAUUCACGUCUCCUCAAGCGAUCACAUUCGACGGGCGAUCUGUGUACGCGAGGUCGUCGGGGACCCAUGCAUGGUGGAGUUGUUGGCUGCGGUGAUGAACCAAGAUACCACCUUGACUCAGAUCACAGCAGUCAACAUGAAGAGAAGCCUGAAGACAUUGCUAAAAGAAUACUGGCUUUCCCUGCAGCUGCUUCGUCUGGGAAAUCCAUGGCCGGACGACACUUUCUCUUACUUCAUCACCACAGUGGUGGUAGCAAUGGACAUGGUGGAGGAGAAACAUCUCUUGCCAACUCAGAGGAUGGUGCCAGUAUCUGCUAUGGUGGCCAGUCCUCUGUUGAGGAUACGACGACAACUUCUGAUUCUCUCAAUGCAGAUCUUGAAGUCUGUGGAAUUCUAGGUACCACCACAGAAGAUGACGAGGAAGGGAAAGGUUAUAUUGAGGAUGAAAGCAGUGGUGCCAACUCAAGUAGCACAGACAGAAAUUCAUUUUCAGAACGUGAAAUAAAGCCUGUGUUGAGCUCAGAAAAGAGUGGCUCAAAUAAUAUCUUAGAUACAAAAGUUAAAAUAGGUAAAGAUAUAGGAUUAAUGAGUGGAAGAGGUAGUAGCAUUCCAAUUGUUACAUCUGGUGGAACAUCAAGUGUCUCUUCAGUGAAGUCAUUGGCUGCAAAUUCUUUGCUUGAAGCUCACCGUAAAGCAUUCAAAGCUGCGGGAGGCAAGGCUGGAUGUGGAGGUGGAUCAUCAAGUUUGCGUAUUCGUAUUUGUAAAUCUCCUAAUAAUAUCAAUUCCAGCAUUUCUGGUAGCACCAUGAGCAGCACUAGUAAUGGGCGCCAGUUGGAGACAGACAGUUCCAAUGAAUAUGAGUCUGAAACUGGUAUACCAAAAUCACCUACGCUCUUUAUUAGUGGUGUUUCUAUCAGUCGUACACCUGAACCAAGGUCACCUGCAAUUGUAACAACAAACUCUUUUGUAGGUCGUCAGUCCCGCUCAUCCAGUCUCACUGUUCCGCCACCCCCACCUUUAGCACCUCCACUGUCCAACACUAUCCUUGGAUCAUCAAGCAUGUCCCUUAACACUACCACCACAACUAUUAAUUCAGCAUACCCAGAACCUCAACCUGCACUGGUGAUGAAAUCAUCCAGUCCUGUGAACUUUACUUCAGCUUGUACAACUCUAACAAGUAACACUGUGGUCAUUACUCCUCCACCUCUGCCACCCCUCCUUCCUUCACCAGGCUCCCCUGUAAACAUUUCUGGUCCUAAUUCAGGUGCUCCAUCUCCGAUUUUAACAUCGGGGAAUGGAAGCUCUAUAGGUAUCUUAUCAAGUACCACUCAGACUUCUAGUAACACUACAAUGAAUGCAACA
Molecule: messenger RNA, 5176 nt
Organism: Zootermopsis nevadensis
Lineage: Eukaryota; Metazoa; Arthropoda; Insecta; Blattodea; Termopsidae
Biological process (GO): protein ubiquitination
Molecular function (GO): ubiquitin-protein transferase activity; protein binding; zinc ion binding
Source: RefSeq, a predicted model, not a curated record